This is a messenger RNA of Phaedon cochleariae (mustard beetle), 892 nucleotides long. NCBI's taxonomy places the organism in Eukaryota, Metazoa, Arthropoda, Insecta, Coleoptera, Chrysomelidae. The record is from the annotation of a GenBank genome assembly.
GAAGACACUAAGACAGAAGGUAACCCCAAUUAUUCUGUCAAUUUCGGCAAGGAAAGUUUCUAAAAGAGACCUAGUUUGUAAAUUCCGGAAUAAAAAUAGACAAUGGUUUUCACGACGGCUAUUAAUUUCGUGAGAGCUCGUGGCCCAGAUGAAUUUUGGCGAAAGCGAAAAAUAUUCAAAUUAUCUGCUCACUUUGUGGGUAGAAAAAGAAACUGCUACAGCAUUGCCAUCAGAUAUGUCCACCGAGCUCUAGCAUAUGCCACAAAAGGUAGAAAACUAAGGAAAAUAGACAUGGCAAAUCUUUGGGAAACCAGGGUUCGUGCUGGAUGUGAACAACAUAAUAUUAACUAUGAUACCUUCAGGGAAGGUCUAGUAAGAAGUGAUAUUCUCCUGAACAGAAAGACACUAGCAGACCUCUCUUGUUGGGAACCAUAUACCUUCAAAUCUCUGACUGAUAUUGCAAAGAGAAGAGCUCUAGAUGAUGGAUUGGCAGGAAUAAGCUCAGAUAAUAAGCUUGAUGGAAUCAUUACCAAAGGUUGUUUGAAUAGAAAUAAAUGAAGUGUGUAGAUUCAUUUGGAUUAUAUGUAUAGGAGAUGAAAUGUGAGCAUUGUUUUUAUAUUUCAUGAUUUCAUAUGUUCUUGUAAAUAGUGAGGUAUAGUUAUGCAAUAUAGACUUGAUUUGGUAUUAUUCCACUUCUGCAUUCUCAGUGCAAUUAUCUGGCAGUGCCUAUUUCAGUGGUAGGCAAUCAGUAAGUAUAUCUAUAUACUUACCAACCAAUUUAGCCUAUUUUGAUAUUAUUUUCAUAAGAUUGAACCCUAAUUAAGAGAUGUUGAUUGCAUUGAAGUUUUUAUACUGUGCUUCUAGAUAAUGUCACUACUGCUUCACCCUCUGU